CAGCAGCGCACGUCAAACUUUCUAAAGUUGGCUCAAUCUUUGCGAUCGUGUUCAUCUCAAACCCCGUUUAUCUUGAUGACACGUACUAGUAUUGUGUUUAUGUUUAAUUCUGUGCUGGAAAGUAGGAAUGGAAAUAUAGACGUUGUUUUGCAAUAACGUUAGUCGUAAGGAUCAAAUAAUAAAGUUUCCACCGUUCACUAGCUUACCCUACUGCUCCAUUUAGCCUCAGUCUGUCAUGCUUUCAUUUGCUGUUCACUUGCGAAAUUAUCAAUGAGGAGAAAACGGUCAAAAUUAUGUGCUUAACGUUACGAUUUGAUCGCUGAGUAACGUUAGUGCGUUUUUGCUAACGUUAGUUUACCUGCAAAGUCUUCCGACUUACUUCUGUCAUCGUCGCUGAGGAUGGAUCAGUACCAUAUUUUGGAGGUUAUCGGGGAAGGGUCAUUCGGACGAGUGUACAAAGGUCGCAGGAAGUUCAGCGGCCAGGUUGUGGCUUUGAAGUUCAUUCCUAAAGUUGGCCGCUCAGAGAAGGACCUGCGCAGUUUGAAAAGAGAGAUUGACAUCAUGAGGGGUCUUAAGCAUCCCAACAUAGUGCUGCUUUUAGACAGUUUUGAGACUGAGAGGGAGGUGGUGGUGGUGACAGAGUAUGCAGAGGGGGAGCUGUUUCAGAUCCUGGAGGAUGACGGGAGUUUACCUGAGAAACAGGUGCGUGAAAUAGCCUGCCAGCUUGUCUCUGCCUUGUAUUAUCUCCACUCACAUCGCAUUUUACACCGUGACAUGAAACCACAAAACAUCCUGCUGGGAAAAGGAGGAGUCGUGAAGCUCUGUGACUUUGGAUUUGCUCGUGCCAUGAGUGUGUCCACUUUGGUGUUGACCUCUAUUAAGGGGACGCCUCUCUACAUGUCUCCGGAAUUGGUAGAAGAGAAGCCUUAUGACCACUCAACUGACCUUUGGUCUCUGGGCUGCAUCCUCUAUGAGCUCCACACGGGGGCGCCUCCGUUCUACACCAACUCCAUCUUUCAGCUGGUGCAGCUCAUAGUGAGAGAUCCUGUCAAAUGGCCAGACAACAUGAGCCAAGACUGCUUGAGUUUUCUGAAGGGAUUGUUGAUGAAAGAGCCAGAGAAGAGACUGUCAUGGCCUGACCUGCUCCAUCACCCUUUUGUUGCAGAUGGAGUUCUGAUGGUGUCAGAUGAAGGUUCGAGUAACCCGCUCACUGUUCCACCCAGUCCAGACGUCCAGGCCCUCAAACACCAGCAGGUUGCAGAGAAAACAACAGUGCGCAGCGGAGAAGGCAAACUACUGCGCAAAGCCAGAGAGCUUCGAGAGAAAGAGAAGACUAACAGACGGGAGGUUGCGAGUGGAAGUGCUGCUCGCUGUAAGACAGCUUCAGCUGGAGGAGCCUCCAACACCGGCCAUUCAUUGGGCAGCACCUUUUCAGUGUAUCAAAAUUCAUCUCAGCCAGCAACCAAUCGGCAUCAAGCAAAUGACAACAGUGUUACCAGGGCACGCUCAGCUCCUCAUAAAGGUCAGAUCAGUAGAGACUAUGCGAGGGAGUUUCCUUCAGUAGAGGUGGGACCCCGACAGUUUCUAAAGCGCCCUGGACAUGUAAGGACAAGCCUGGCUUCUGUCCGGAUGGACAGUGAGGAGCAGGAUAUGGACAGUGAUUAUGAAUGGCAGCGGUUGGUUGAAUUAAGCGAUCGGGGACCAGUAAACACUUCCAUCCUUCAGAGGUUAAAGACAAAGCUUCUGCAAGCCAAAACCCAGCUGCUGGUCAGGAAGGGUGAAGAGACCUCUUCAAUUCUCCAGCCACUAAAGGUCUUGAGAAACAUUGUUCAGGGCUGCCGGAUUGGAGAUGUCGAAACAGUGGGAAAAGAGCUGGAACUGCCUCAUCUUCUGUUCAGUCUGAUUGAGGACAUCCUGAACAUUCCAGAUCUAAUGCAGGAGUCGCAGGGUGAGACAGUAUUGGCAGAUCUGAUGAGUGUCCUCAUAAUGUACCUGGAAAAGAGCCCGGGCUGGGAGAUAAAGGGCAGAAGAGCUGAGGAUCUCUGUCAGCUAUUUAUUUCGGUGUUUCUCAGUCGAGACCCAAAGCGCUCAACGCUUUUGGCAGCAGCAGUCUUAACCUUGUUCACACAGCGCGGCGUGUCUGUGAAUGUCGGUAUGGAAAAGCUCACGGCCGUUUUGGGGGAUGUUUUGACAGACACAGAGGCUCAUAACCCCUUACCUGCAGGUUGGGGCCUGUGUGAUGGCCUUCUGUCACUGAUUCUCCACAGGCUAGCUGAGUGCGAGAGCAGCUCACUGCUCAACUUUCAGGAGUCAGAUCUGUGGCCCUGCCUGUGGGCUAAAGUGAACAUCACACUGCAAAACACGACAUCCCAAAGCUGCCAUUUCUCUCCUAACGGUCUGUACAUGUUCCUCUCUCUGGCUUUAUUGCUUUUCUCCAGCGAUCCAUACACCUGUGUGACUCUCCUAUCAGAUAACACCACAAACUGCUCCUCCACCCUCGGGCACCUUCUCACCACCCGUUGCAGCGCUUCAUUGCUUGAACGUGGUCUUUUCUGGGGCGACUCAGAAAUAAACAGCCUAUCAGUGAUGAGCUGUCAUCUCCUCUGCAUCCCCUUCUCUCUGGACUUGCCCCUGGAAAAACAUCUGUCUGUUCUCCAGUCAUAUCAAAGCUCAAAUAUUGUUGCAGGUUUAAUACAGAUGAUUCAGACCAUUCCUAUUGCCUUGGUGGAGCUUCCGUUGUGUCUUCUGAAUCGUCUCCUGCUAUCUGACCCACAACACACCACUCCUUGCCUUAUCACUGCCGCCCAGGCCUCCGCUUUCCUCCCGCACAGCACAGAAAGCUCAGACAAUGGAGCAGACCACACUCAGACUCAACUUAAGCCCUCUGGGAAUGGUGUUGAGCGAUGUAAGAGCAAUGGAAAUGUAAAGAAAGCCAAGACUGAUCAUAUCAAAGGAGACAUCAAAUCAAAAAAGAGCUUAGAGCGACCCACAGGCAAUGUAGAUGCAUCCAGGGAUAAAAACGGUUCCCAAUAUGCGCCAUCCAGAAACAUCCGCCAAACCAAAAUCAAGAGUCAAGCCAAAAUAUAUCCAAUGAGUGCCAUGGAGCAUCUUAGAGAUGAAAUCGCACCAAAGAUCGGUCAUAUAGAGGAGCUCAUGGACAGUCUGGAGAUUCAUGGCAGUUCUGUAGGACUCUCAACUCAGCAAGGCUGCGGCAUCAGCAUGCUUAUAGACAGUCUGGAGGAGUUCAGAAGAAGUGGCGAUCACCCCAAGAUCUCAAUUCGAUCCUCGCCUGAGGAGGCCAGAACAGCAGGAUCUCUGUUGGCUCUACUUCUACAAAGUGAAGCUCUCAGUGGGUGCGCAGUAGAACUUCUCAUCCUUCUCUCCCUACUAACACAUCAUCCCACCUAUCAGUCGUCCUUCUUUCUUCCAGUCGAAACCACCCAACUGCGACUCGCAUUGCUCCACCGAGAUGAUGGAAUCCGAGCCGCCUGCUGUGGCUUGAUGGGCCACCUGGGUUUAAGUUUGAUACAGGUUAUCAAGGAACCAAAAUUUGACCUGUUCCAGAACCUGUUAGGUUGCCUUUGCGAUUCUGCUCCGUCUGUUCGUAGGGCGGCCUGCAAGGCUGUAGGAAACUGGUUGAAUGAAAUCAGAAAAACCAGUGCCAAUAUUCCUAGCAAAGGUCUCAAGAGUACAACUGACAUGCAGACAUGGUCAGUACAAGACAAACCGAGGAGGACGGAGGGCGUCAGGUAUAUGGAGGCAGACGUAUGGAUGCAGCUCGCCAUAGGAGCCGCUCGUCCUCUGGUGUCUCUGCUGUCAGAUACUGAUAAUGUCAUUCGACAGCACUGCUGUGGGGCCUUGGCUAAUCUGGCUGCCUUCAGUGGAGGAGAUGGAGCUCUUCUCAAUGCAGACGCUCCAGGCUUGAUUCUCCAGACUGCCUGUAAUGAUUCCCAUCAUGCAGUGCGACGGGCAGCUGUGGCCACUCUGCGUGUGUUUAGCCAGCAAAACACAUUACUGCAGGCUCUGAGGUCUCUAGACGCAGGAAGAAAACUCUGUCGCUCAUCCCAAAGCUCUUUAUUUCAGAGGGAUUAUCAAUGGCUUGUCAGCAAGUUGGACGGGUCAGUUGAAGGAAAAACAUAAACGUCAGCUUCAUAGUUUGUUUGUGAGGGAAAGGACAUCGUUUUGCAUGAUCUAAAUAUGGUUUGCUGGCUGGGAAAGCUUGCUGGAUUUAUGUUUAUUUGAUCUGUGAUCAAAAGGUUUUGAUUGAAAUGGAAUGUGUUGUGUGAAAAUGACAGUGACUAAAUAUCAUCUCAAAAAUAAGAGAGAAUUUU
Molecule: messenger RNA, 4331 nt
Organism: Danio aesculapii
Lineage: Eukaryota; Metazoa; Chordata; Actinopteri; Cypriniformes; Danionidae
Gene: stk36
Product: serine/threonine kinase 36 (fused homolog, Drosophila)
Exons: 20
Coding region: 400-4140 (1246 amino acids)
Biological process (GO): protein phosphorylation
Cellular component (GO): cytoplasm
Molecular function (GO): protein binding; ATP binding; protein kinase activity
Source: RefSeq, a predicted model, not a curated record